This is a messenger RNA of Scophthalmus maximus (turbot), 2132 nucleotides long. Its product is annotated as TRAF3-interacting JNK-activating modulator. The transcript is spliced from 14 exons. The coding region runs from base 180 to 1937 and encodes 585 amino acids. The record is from RefSeq and is a predicted model, not a curated record. NCBI's taxonomy places the organism in Eukaryota, Metazoa, Chordata, Actinopteri, Pleuronectiformes, Scophthalmidae.
GUUCUCUUCACUUCCUGUAAAAUUAUGCACAGCAGACGCAGCUACAUGUGAAACACAGACAAAGUCCCCGCACAUUAGUUAGAGGAGUGAGAUAAUGGAUAACGUCUCAUCCGCCUCGUGAAGAGAUUAAAACCCCACUGCAUGAGAUGGCGUAGUAGGCUUGAGGCAGAGGAGAUGCCAUGGACACCUUAGCUGGAAUACAGCUCUCCCCGGGGAAAGACCUUGACCAAAUAGCGGAGGUCAGAGCAGAGAGACGUGAAAACCUGCGAGGACGCAACAACGUGACUUCAUGCUGCAGCCCGACGAGAGAGUUUGACACAAAACUGAUCAAAAAUGAACUGAAAGAAAAAAGGCAUCUGGAAUUUCUGAGGAGGAGAUCGUUAAGCCCGGAGCUGUGCGGUUUGAAGUCUGCAAGGACGAAAACAUCACCAAAGACAUUCUCAAUGAGACAUCACAGUUUGAGCAGGAAAUAUCAAACAAAUACAAAUAUCCAAAAUAUUCCCACAGUUAAUGGGCAUAAAAAGAUGAUUUUAACACCCAACAGUAGCACAACUGAUGGCCCAAGCACCAGCACAUGGGCCUCCAUAUGGUCAGAGCAGGUAACACUGAUGAGGCAAGAGAAAGAUCAUUCAAGGAAGCAAACAUCUACCUCCACAACAAUGACGAAGGACUCAAACCAGCAGAGGAUGAAAAGAGAGAAUAGUAUUAAUGCUCAAAAGACGAGCAUCAAAACAGUCAUCCAGACAGAAAACUUUCAGCGGACAUUUUCCCAUCAAACCGAAAAUAUUCUACAAAAAAAGAAACUCCGGGAUGCGGGCGUGCAGACAGUGUCCGGCCUAGUCACUGUCAAAGAAUCGGAUGUCCAGAGGUUAGCUGAGUACUUGCAGGAGGCCCUGUGGAGAGAGGAGGUCGUGAAGCAGAAGCUGGCGGCGCUCCAGGAGAGCACGUCAAGCCUCAUGAACUCCUCAAACAAAAUAUGGACAGCUCGCUGCAGUGAAGACCUGCUGAGAAACAAGAUCAAGGCUCUGGAGGCGCAGCUGCAAGUCUGCCUGCAGAAGUUUCCGAAAGAUGGAGUGAGGAAACUGGUGGUACAGAUGGAGAAGCAGAAACUGAUAUAUGAGGAGAAAGCCCUGGUUGCCCUUCAGAGGGCCACACAGGAGAAAACCGAGGCCCUCAGCAAGGCUGAGACACUGCAGGAAGUGCAAAUUACGGCACAGGCAGAGGCAGUGAAGUGGCAGAGCCUGUAUGAGGAGCUGAAGCUGAGCACUGGUCAACUCAGGGAGACCCAGCACCUCAGUAAUGAACGGCUGCAACAGCUACACAGCCAAGUGGAGCUGUCCCGGAGCAGAGAGGCCGAGCUGAGGGAGGACGUGCUGUCUCUGAGACGAGAGAACAAAGAGCUGCGGAGCAACAUUUGCCUGCUGGCGGAGGACAACCACAUUUUAAGAGAAGAAAUUCAGAGAGUUAGAGAUGGCUGCAAAGAAAGCCAGAGCUUCGAGAUGCAGGAUGUUCUGACGUCGGAGGAAGCGGAGCCACAAGUGACGCUGAGGAGAGACUCUGAGAUGGAGGAGCAGCUCCGUCACACUCAGGAGAAACUCCAGCUCAAGGACAGAGAGUGUGAGGAGCUGCAGACGGAGCUGCAUGCUUUGGAGCAGGAGUGUCAGUCCAGCCAGGCCCGGCUGUCGCAGUGCAGGGACGAACUCCGACAACUCAGCCACCGACGCAGGACACUGCCGCUGUGUGGCCCCUGGUGGACAGUGUGUGUGUUCUUCCUCCUCCUCCUCUUCACGGUGGCAGGGGUUAUCAUGUUGUGGCUGUGGCAUCCUCCUUUCAGGGAGCAAGUUGAAGACCUGUACUCAGACAUAGAGACACGCAUCGAAGACUAUCUCAUGGAAAUGGCCUCUCCUCAACACUCAGGCUGUUUUAGACCAAUAUGAUUAUGUCAUUGUUCAGGAUUAUUUUGUUGUUGCUGUUGUUUUAAAAUAAGAUUUUUAUUGGAUGUAAUUCAUUGUUAUGUUUGAAACUUGGAACUUAAAGUGUGUGUGACAUAGAAACAUGUUGUGUUGACAUGUGGCAAAUGUACUGUACAUGUGUGCAAACUGUUCAAAUACAUAUGCAGUGUAAAAAUGUAA